Ceratitis capitata (Mediterranean fruit fly) is the source of this 897-nucleotide messenger RNA. RefSeq lists its product as uncharacterized. NCBI's taxonomy places the organism in Eukaryota, Metazoa, Arthropoda, Insecta, Diptera, Tephritidae. The record is from RefSeq and is a predicted model, not a curated record. Bases 68 to 724 code for a protein of 218 amino acids. The transcript has 2 exons.
GUAAUGCAAAGCCAUUCAGUGCAAUUUGAGCCUUUCCCCGAGCAAUUUAUAACCAUUUUAGUUGAAAAUGAAGAAAUUAAUAAUUGUUUUUGCUGGUGUCGUGCUCUUAGUGCAACUAGCACACAGCUUGCCCCUUGUGAAACGUGCAGCUUUUGCAAGAAACGGCGACUCAACUGAAGAAUUUGAUGGGAAACAACAACUUGGCAUUUAUGUUCUCGGUGAAGUUGCUAAAUUUGCCAAAUUCUGUCUCGAUAAGGGCAGUGUGGUUGUCAAUAAUGCCGUGAAGGACCUAAAGGCAAUUCCCGACAAGGAUGAACUCUUGCUAGCGAAUAUCACGCGAAUGUCGAAAAUCGGCAAAGAAGCUGCAGACUUCGAAUUACAAGACGAUGAAGAAAGUGUUAUAAAACUUCUGACGCUUAUGGGUAACUUUACAGAUAUGAUGGCAGAUUAUGAAAGAAUGCCUGAAAAUUCUAAACUGAGGCAAACACUACAGAUAGCGCUAGAAAAUAACGGUUCGGUUAAACUCGAAAACGAAAUGGAAGACAAAAUUGUUGCCUUGUUUAAGGAUUUCGACAUUGCCUUUAAUGAAUACCUCAAAACAUUGUCUCCAAUCGAAAGGCUGAGGCAACUGAAAUUAAUUGUUUGGUAUGAGGACUUUAAGACUGAAAGUCAAGAAGAGAAGAAGCUUGAAAAAUUUGGUCAAUUCUUUACUUUGCUGGAUUAAAAGUGCUCUGAUAAAUAUGUACUACAUAUUUGGAACUAUUUAGAUGCUAGAUUUAAUUUUUAUUUAAUUUAAAUAUUUAAAAAUUUUUUUUUUGCCAUAAAUAAAAUUUUUAAAUUUUAGACCAAUUAACACUUUCGGCGUUUUUCCAAUUGUUUUUAAAAAUAAAUAUAGCA